AUAACUAAUUUGAAUAAUUUGCAAUGUGCAAAGUGGCGCUUACUUUUUGCCGUCUGAAUUAAUUUACUAAUUUUUUUUUAAAUUUUGUUCUGCCAACUUGCAUUGGGCGUUUCCAUUGAAUAUUCGGUGCGAUUCAAUUUUCUUCAGGCGUUUGGAGCUCUGAAAUUGAGACGAGGUUGUGUUGUUUCUGUGAUUAUUGAGGAUUAAAAUUAAAAAAAUUUACAAGGUCGAUUGAGUUGAUGGGGAACAGGAGCUCUGGUUCUGAGAAUCGGGGGGGUUGGGGACAAUCUUCAAGGGCUCCUCAGAAUCAUCCUGUGCAGCAUCAAAGCUACGCUCCUCAAGGUCAAAAUGGGGCUCCAUCUCAGUCACGGCCGGAGAAGAGUCUCGAUAGGAGGUUUUCGAGGAUCGCAGAUAAUUAUAAAUCGUUGGAGGAGGUUACUGAAGCUCUAAGACAUGAGGGUCUUGAAUCUUCCAACCUUAUUGUUGGAAUAGAUUUCACUAAGAGCAAUGAGUGGACAGGCAGGAAGUCAUAUAAUGGUCGAAGCUUACAUCAUAUUGAUGACCGUCUGAAUCCUUAUCAGCAAGCAAUAUCAAUUAUUGGGAAAACCUUGGUGGCUUUUGAUGACGACAACAUGAUUCCGUGUUUUGGAUUCGGAGAUGCAUCAACACAUGAUCGGCAUGUAUUUAGUUUCCGUCCUGAUGGAAGAUUCUGCCAGGGAUUUGAGGAAGUCUUGAGUUUAUACAAAGAAAUUGUUCCUACUUUGAAACUUGCAGGUCCGACAUCUUUUGCGCCAGUAAUUGAAAUGGCUGCAACUAUUGUUGAGGAGAGUGGAGGCCAGUAUCAUGUUCUACUGAUCAUCGCAGAUGGACAGGUUACCAGAAGUGUUGAUACUCAGCGUGGGCGUUUAAGUCCACAAGAGCGUCAAACUGUUGAUGCAAUUGUUAAAGCUAGGCAAGUUCCUCUAUCUAUUGUUUUGGUUGGGGUUGUAGAUGGCCCCUGGGACAUGAUGAGGGAGUUUGAUGACAACAUUCCUGCUCGGGAUUUCGACAAUUUCCAGUUUGUCAAUUUCACAGAAAUCAUGUCAAAAAGUGCACAGCAAUCCCGGAAUGAGACAGAAUUCGCUCUUUCAGCACUGAUGGAAGUCCCAAAUCAAUAUAAAGCAACAAUGGAGCUUAGUUUAUUAGGCCGAAGGAAUGGGAAUGUGCCCCGUCGGGUUGCCCUUCCUCCUCCUGCCUGUGGUGCUGCUUUUGGUUCGGUCUCAAAUCCCUCAAAGGCAACAAGCUUUCAACAUAGCUCAAGUUCAUACGUUGCUCACAACUUUGCUGCAGAUACUACAUCUCCUUCUCCUGAUGCUGCUACAACCUCUCUUGAUGAAGACCGGACAUGUCCAAUUUGCCUUACUAACCUGAAAGACAUGGCCUUUGGUUGUGGUCACCAGACAUGCCGUGAUUGUGGCCAACCUCUUGAACUAUGCCCAAUCUGCCGCAGUAAAAUCAGGACCAGAAUCAAGCUCUACUGAAGUUGAUUUGCCCCGUUGCUCGUGUAUCGACUUCAUAGCAUUGAAUUUCUUCAGUUUCUUGAUGCAUGCUAGCUAGUUUGUUCAUGUGUGUUUGUGCAUAAAUUGUGGUUGCGAUAUCUUUAUUCUUUUUCCUGGUAAGUAGUAGUAUUUCAUAUACAGAGAUUGGUGAGAAUGAGAUCAAGCUUAAUCAUAGCCUUGGGUUAGGAGUUCAAUUA
Molecule: messenger RNA, 1735 nt
Organism: Salvia hispanica
Lineage: Eukaryota; Viridiplantae; Streptophyta; Magnoliopsida; Lamiales; Lamiaceae
Source: RefSeq, a predicted model, not a curated record